This is a messenger RNA of Fraxinus pennsylvanica, 3384 nucleotides long. The record is from the annotation of a GenBank genome assembly. Lineage: Eukaryota; Viridiplantae; Streptophyta; Magnoliopsida; Lamiales; Oleaceae.
AUGGCUGCAAAGCCCAAGUCCCGCUCAGUUCUUGAACCCAUCGCAGAUUCCGCAAUAGAUACCAGCAACUCUCCGAUCAAAUCUGUGUCACUCUCAAAACUCUCCGACACCGAAACACUAAUUUAUCUCGGUACCCUCUCCGGCACUCUGUUGUUAUAUUCUCUCAAGUAUUCGCAGGAUUCCCCUCCCGGAAUUUCUUUUCUCAGACGCGUUUCCGUAUCAGGUACUGGUAACCCUGUAAAUUCGAUCCACCCACUCGCCCACAUCGGUAAAGUUGUAGUACUCUGCGAUGGCUUUCUCUUUUUGCUCGAUGAUAAAUUACUCCAACCUGCUAAAAGAAUUAGUCUGAUCAAAGGCGUUACUGCAUUUUGUCGUAAAUUCCGAAGCCAAAAGUUUGGUUAUAACCCUUUUCCACAAAGAUCUAACGGUGGAAGUUAUACUAAUCAUAACUAUGAUAAUGCUAAUAAUAGCAAUAGCAAUAGUUUAUUUGCGAUUGGAAUGGGAAAAAAGUUGGUAUUGGCGGAGUUGAUUUUAAGUGGGUCUUUGGUGAUUUUGAAGGAGAUUCAGGGCAUUUUCGAUGGGAUUAUAAUGAAUCUGGCGUGGAUUGAUGAUUCUUUAGUUGUUGGUUCUAAGACGGGCUAUUAUGUGUAUAAUUGUGUAAAUAAACAGUGUGUAUUGAUUUUUUCCCUACCGGAUUCUUCUAGUUCUCCACAGCUGAAGUUGUUGGCUAGGGAGUGUAGGGUGUUAUUGAUGGUCGACAACGUGGGUAUUAUUGUGGAUACUGAGGGGCAACCAGUGAGUGGAAGCUUGGUGUUUAAGGAGGUUCCUGAUUCCAUUGGGGAAAUUGGGUCUUAUGUGGUUGGUGUGAGGAAUGCUAUGGCAGAAUUGUAUCAUAAGAAGACAGGAGAUUGUGUUCAGAGGUUUAGGGUUGUAGGGGAUGGAGGUGGAGGGCUAUGCAUUGUGAAGGAUGAGGAAAAUGAAAGUGGCAAGCUGCUUGUCAUCACAACAUGUUCAAAGGUUAUGUGCUACAGAAAGGUUUCUGGAGAAGAACAAAUCAAGGAUCUGCUGCGAAAGAAGAACUUCAAAGAAACCAUUUCCUUGGUUGAAGAGCUACAGAGUGAAGGUGAACUGACAAAAGAAAUGCUUUCUUUUGUCCACGCCCAGGUCGGCUUUCUCUUGUUGUUUGACUUGCAUUUUGAGGAAGCAGUAGAUCACUUUUUGCUUUCAGAAACAAUGCAGCCUUCUGAGCUUUUCCCAUUCAUCAUGCGGGACCCAAAUCGCUGGACCCUGCUGGUUCCAAGGAAUCGAUAUUGGGGAUUGCAUCCUCCUCCAACACCUCUUGAAAAUGUUAUAGAUGAUGGGUUGACAGCUAUUCAAAGAGCUGUUUUUCUUAAGAAAGCAGGUGUGGAGACUGCUGUAGAUGAUGAGUUUCAUCUAAAUCCACCUAGUAGAGCUGAUUUGUUAGAGUCUGCAAUACAAAACAUGAUAAGAUAUUUACAAGCUUGUCGUGAUAGAGAUUUGACCCAAUCAGUUGGGGAAGGAGUUGACACCCUUCUAAUGUAUCUGUAUAGAGCCCUCAAUCGUGUAGAUGAUAUGGAAAGACUUGCAUCUAGUGAGAACAGCUGCGUAGUGGAGGAGUUAGAAACAUUAUUGAAUGACUCUGGUCACCUAAGGACACUUGCUUUUCUGUAUGCUCGGAAGGGGAUGAGUGCUAAAGCUCUGGGUAUUUGGCGCAUACUUGCAAGAAAUUAUUCACAGGGAAGCUAUUAUAGAGGACCAGAGGAAACUGGUUCAACAACAGAGAAUGAAGAUUCGACUGCUGAUUUAAAAGUUUCUUCUAGAAAUGUUAUAUUUGGCCGAGAAACAGCUGCAUUAGAGGCAUCAAGGAUUCUUGAGGAGUCUUCUGACCAGGAACUGGUACUUCAGCAUCUUGGGUGGAUUGCAGAUAUCAACCAGAUGCUUGCUGUUCAAGUACUGAUAUCAGAAAAAAGAACUGAUCAGCUAUCACCAGAUGAAGUUAUUGCUGCAAUUGAUCUCAAGAAAGUGGAAAUUCUUCAAAGAUAUCUCCAGUGGUUGAUUGAGGAACAAUACUCUGAUGACACUCGAUUUCAUACUACGUAUGCACUUUUGCUUGCCAAGUCAGCACUAGAAACUUAUGAGAUGGAACUAUCAACUCAAAAUUCUGUUGCUGGCAUGCUAAAAAAUGAGAUGUAUGUUUCUGAAUUUGGAGAAGACUCGAUCUUUGAAACUUCUGUUAGGGAGAGAUUGCAGAUCUUUUUGGAGUCAUCAGACUUGUAUGAUGCAGAAGACGUCCUUGAUUUGAUAGAAGAAUCUGAAUUAUGGCUGGAAAAGGCUAUUCUUUACCGGAAGCUUGGUCAUGAGACAUUAGUGCUUCAGAUUUUGGCCUUGAAACUGGAGGACUGUGAAGCUGCUGAACGAUAUUGUGUGGAGAUUGGUAGACCAGAUGCUUAUAUGCAGUUACUUGAGAUGUAUUUGGAUCCAAAGGAUGGUAGAGAGCCCAUGUUUAAAGCUGCAGUUCGCCAUCUCCACAACCAUGGAGAAAUGCUGGAUCCCUUGCAAGUCCUGGAGAGAUUGUCUCCUAACAUGCCACUCCAGCUUGCCUCGGAUACAAUAUUAAAAAUGCUGAGAGCUCGACUUCAUCAUCAUCGUCAAGGACAAAUUGUGCACAAUUUGUCCCGUGCUUUGGAUGUUGAUGCGAGCUUGGCAAGAUUGGAAGAAAGGUCGCGUCAUGUUCUGAUUAAUGAUGAGAGCGUCUGCAAUUCUUGUCAUGCUCGUCUUGGAACUAAACUAUUUGCAAUGUACCCUGAUGAUACCAUUGUUUGUUACAAGUGUUUUCGUCGCCAAGGCGAGUCUACAUCUGUCACAGGUCGUAAUUUUGAGAAAGAUCCUUUGGCGAAGCCUGAGCACUCUUCUUCACUAACGGCCUUUUCUGCUGAACUUUGUACUCUCAUCCAUUUAUCUUCUCCAGUACUCCCGGCAUCAGCUGACAUCUCAGUGCUCCUGCUCUUGCCAUCAAGGCCACCAUGGAGAAGGCCAAGCACAGGUUUUAGAAUUAUUGUAAGCAAGGACUUUAGUGUGGAUCAGACGGGAUGGGUUGGGGGAGAUGGGUGUUACAACCAGAUAUUGUAUAUAAUGGCUAAGGUAGCUUGUUCCACUACCAUAUCCAAGUUAAAAAAUGGCUUGGUAAGUAGCAUGGUGUUUGAUAAAGUAGUGCCACUGUUAGAAAGCUUGUCAGAGGUGCACUACCUCGGCGUGGGCUGCUGCCAACUGGGUUUGAAGCACAUUAAUCUGUUGCAGAAAGGAAACCGUCCCAAAGCAACUGUACAUGGUGUCGCGCAUUUGCUUUAUAAUCUAUGCUACUAA